Pelobates cultripes (western spadefoot toad) is the source of this 11868-nucleotide messenger RNA. Lineage: Eukaryota; Metazoa; Chordata; Amphibia; Anura; Pelobatidae. The record is from the annotation of a GenBank genome assembly.
AUGGGAGAAAUUGACAUCUCAAGCACACAAAGGUAAGACAGCAUGCGAUCCCUUUAUCUGUCUCAAUCAGACCAUCCUAAUGUAUUUAUAAAGUAUUUAUUAUUAUUAUGACUGUUUUUGUUCUGUUUUCUUGCCAAGCUGUAUCUGGGAACAGAAAGUGCAUGUGGCUUUGGGGGUACAGAUUGUGAGAUGUUGGAUUUGGACUGUGGUUUUGAGGGAUUGUCUGUGGCUGUUUUUUGGACUUUUCCAGAGGUUUUAUAUUGUGUUGUGUUUUGCUUCAUUUAUUUCAGCUUGUGCCAAAAAGAGAUUGGGACAGUGCUAGUGUCGCUAGCCAAAUAAACUAUUGCGGAUUGUGGUCACUUGGGUAUGGAGGGCUGGUUUGACUGCAUAAGGAGAGAAAUGCGAAUUUCAGUUCAUUUUGAGAUUAUUAUUAUUAUUAUUUUUAAAUCUAAUUAUUAUUAUUUUUUUUUAAUUCUAAGACACCUUGUGUGGUCGAUCAUAUCCCUUAUACUGUAAGCAAUGAAUGCAUUCUUUUCUUGUAAAAGCUAUUAGCUCGGAAGCUUGAGCUCAUCACACUAAUUAUAGGUUAAAUGCAUUUCACAUGCAGUUUCCCCCCAGCCUCAUGUCAUUGCAGGGAGACGGUUUGAAUCUCUCUAGCCCUCCAGCUUAUGAGAAGAGUUUAAUAUCUGAGCAUUGGAGGGAGGGGGGGAAUAAGCACAUCCCUUCUCCUUAUUAAGGGUUUGUAAAUAAAAGAGAUGAAAAUCUUUAAGUGAUUGGGAGGCGUUUUCCUCGAGUCUCCCAGAAUCAGAGAGUGGAGAGCUGCCAGUAUUCUGUUCCUCUGUGGAAUGGGACCUGUGCUAAGAUUCCAUUGCCUGUCAGAGCCGGAUAGACAGAUACAUUGUAGCAUUUUACCCUCUCCUGUCCGAUUCUGUGUCCCCUCUUCUCUCUAACACUGAAUUGAGGAUGUUGCGUCUUUCCAUUCAGCUGAUCCGUGGUUUAGGUAGUUUCAUGUUGUUGGGGAUUGGCUUUUUAACGCGGCAACAAGAAACUGCCUUAAUUACGUCAGUUCGUCUUCAUCAAGAGCAACGAUUUCCGUUAAACACAGCAGGCUGUGCGAGUGACAUGCUUCCUAACAGGGCACAUUGUGCCAUACACGAUCUGCCUCUCAGGGCACUAGUACCCAGGGAAUGGAGCCAAGGGCACUGGCUGGACCUGGCUCCCAUGGCAUAGGCAGGAUCCUGGGGUAAACCCUGAUAUUUCUCCCCUCUGGUCUCUCUGGUAGAACGGUUCUCUCCUCCAACAGAGAGGCCAGACAAAGAAAUAUCGUUAGAUUAUUUAAAAAAAAUACUAUUAGAUUAUUUAGGGACAGGCUCCAAAAGGACUCUAAUAAUCCCUAGAAAAAAGGAAAAGGGGUACAUAACAAGGCAAUGGCUGUGAUAUGAUUCUGGCUGUGAUUUAAUUGACUUGUUUAAGGAAUUGGUUCUAUGUCGAGAAGGCACAAACAGUGUUAGUCUGUGUAUGCUGUUACAGGAUGUAUUGAUUGUAUGAAAGCAUCUUCACUGAGGGAAUACAGUGCUUUAAUACUCAUUACAAAGCAUACACUAUAUGCACAUACACACUGUAUGAGACCAUACACAAACACACACACACACGUAUAACAUAUGGCUAUACAUAUAUAUAAUGUUUAAGCUUAAUAACUUUAAAAGGAAAGCAUACAGAAACACAUACAUAUAUCCCAUAUAUAUUAUAGUAUAUUAUAUAAUAAAUAUAUUACAUAUAUAAAUACAUAUAAUACAUAUAUAUAAAUACAUAUAGAAGACAAGACUAUCUAUUUAAUUAUUAAUCUGCCACGGUAUAUAUGAAAUUAAAAAAUCACUGUUAUGCAUCACCUGCAUGCCUCCAGCUGGACAUAGGACAGUCCACCCUGGGCAAGGAAAAUAUAAAAUAAAUAAAGAAAAUGAAUUAAUUGUAUAUAUAUCAAUAACAUUUCAAGUACACACACACGCACACACAUACACACAUAUAUGUAUAUAUAUUUUUUCAAGGUUAUUAAUUAAAAAGUAGACGUAUCAAAGUACACAAUAUAAAUAUUACUGUAUACAAUAUUCUGUGUGAUGAAAAAGAUCAAUAAUGUUCUUAGAACCUUGCCUUUCUAAAUCUAUACACUUUAUGUGCAAACACCAAAGUCAUUUUAUGGCUACCCCUGUAGCACCAUGCUGAGUUACUUGUACUUACAUAAAACAUUUACUUUACUAUUUACAAAUGAUACAACAUACACACACACACACACACACACGUAUAUAUAAAUAUAUAUAAGUGUGUUUGUGUGUAACAGAUAGACACAACAAUACACAUUUUCGCAAUAUUUGAUGUUAUAACACUAUGUAGCCAGUUAGCUAUGUGACUAGCUUUCUAUAUAUCUAUAAGAUAGAUAGAUAGAGAGAUACAUAGAUAGAUACAUAGAUAUAUAGGUAGAUAAACACAUGCAUUCAAAAACAUACAUCUCGUGAGAGCUUCGUGGACAAAUACUAUAAAUGCAGUAGGUGAAUUUAAAUUCAAUUACUACACACAGACAGCUUAUAUUACUAAAUAUACAUAAUACCAUAGGACACAAAGACAACCCCAGCUCUGUUUGCGGGGAUUUUCACGUAUUCCUUAGUGAUGGUUUAAUUACCACUAGUUUUGUCUCCUGUGCUUUCUUUUUGAGGUAGAGGUUUUCCAUAAUUUGGUUGGAACGAAUUAAAUCCAUUCUAUUCUUCUCUGAUCAUCAACACAUGUUAUAAUAUACCUGCACAGCCUGUCCAUUAGUUAAUACAGAAAUGUAGCGUUUUAAAUACCACAACGCCUUUUGUUAGAUUCUAUAUUUUUAUUUGUUACACUGUUAUUAAAAUGUAAAUCGUACAACGUUCAUUGUCUGAUUCCUCACAGGUUCUAAAUUGAACUUGUCUUACGUCUUAGAUCGUGUCUUGCCUGUAACAUGCGCUUCCUCAUAGUUCUUUUUGUCUCUUAAAUAUUGUAUGACGUAAUAAAACGACUGUGUGAGCAUUCUAUAGAAUUCUAGACGUUUCAUUCCGGCAUUCUAUGUAUAUUUCGUUGCGGUUUCAUGGAAGGAGAUAAUUGCAAGGAGAAUAUUUUGAAUUGUUUUGAUAUUUCUUCAUUGGUUUGGCUGUUCUUCAUAUUACAGUGUGAAAACGUGUGAAAGGUCUUAAGGCCUGGCCUACAAGAAAAGUAAUUAGCAUUCUUCUUAGUUCGCAAAAAUACCUCCUUAGGCAUGUUGAGUGCCGCUUUGUCUGACUUGAGAAAUUCAUUGAAUUAUUCUCGACAUGAAAAUAAAGUUGUUAUUCAAUGUAAAGUUGUGAUUGUAUCCAAUAGUGAGAUCAUCUGAGGUUUGUCUUGAAUUCCUUUUUUCCACAUCCUUGGUCCUGUUAAUAAAAUCCAAUCAGGGAAGAUUUCUGUAUUUUUAAUUUGUUUGAAUGACACUGUUCUGCUGUCCUGCAAUACAAAAAUCAUAUAAAAAAAAUAUAAACCCAUUUAUAGAUUAUCUUGUCUUCUGUCUAUCUAAAUAGAUACACUGUCUAUUAUCUAUCUAUCUAUCUAUCUAUCUAUCUAUCUAUCUAUCUAUCUAUCCACACUUUAAAACUAUCACUAUAACUACAAACACUGAUAUAUAACAUUAGUGAUCAUUAACAUGUUAUUUCUAAAGUGGAAAAAAAUUAAAAAAUUGAAGCCAAAAUUCUUAGGCUGAUUUAAAUUAAUCGUGUGGAACCAAGCAAUAAAUUGUUCUAUAUUUUCUUUUGGAUUUUUGUCCUUGAUGCCAAAAACGUUGAUUUGUCGUUUGAUCUGAAGUGUAAGAAUUUCCCAAUUUUUUGGAUUUAAAGGGCAAUAAUCAAUGCAAGUGCAGUACAUAGAAUUGUGCGAUGUUUAGGACAAUAAACAAAUGUGGCUGCAGGAUCUUUCACAAAGCUAAGUGGGGGAUGGCUUACAAUUGGAGCCUGAGUUUCGAGAAUAGAGACUCUGCAAAGUAAAUUUGAAAGGGAACUUGAGGCUGUUAAGUAAAUUGGUCUUAGGCUGUAAUUGCUCUUAGGAAUUUUUAGUACACCAGCCCCAACACCACUAAAAUUAGUCUGGAAUCCAAAGUCAUUUCAGAAGAAAAUUCCCCGAAGCACCCUUGAGUCCAGUUAAGAAACAGGUAGCAUUUUGAAGAGUUGGUGGCUUUAUGACAUGAGUAUUAUCUUCCUGAAUUCUGUUUGUCUCAUCCUUUGAUACAUUUGUGUCUCGUGUACUUCCUACUCCUUUAAACAGACCUUUCUCUGUCUGCUUGGAACCAAAAAGAAAUCCUUUUAUUGCCCCAUCUGUAGAUACUUUUCUCUCAUCCCCAUACAACUCACAGGACAUACUGGGUUAAGUGCAUUUUAUCUACCUAUAUAUGGGACUUUCACGUGGGACUCAAGAAUAAGAGAUUUAUUUAUUGAAUAGUGAGUUCUAAUAAAUAGAAAGAUGAUAUUUCCACAUUUAGGCCAAAUAUAGCCGAGUUAUGAAUACAGGCUGAUUGGAGAAAGAUUCAGAUUUCCUAAAUGUAUAUUUCAACUCACUAGUUAGUGAAUAAAUCUUAAAUACUAAACAUGCAUCGCACUGGUGGUGUGUUUAACUUAACACCGUUAUACAUUGUGAUUUUACACUUAUUGGAUAUAGCAUUGAAAUUAAUAUAAGUAAAUAAUUUAGGAAAUCAAGAUAGAUAGACAGACUGACAGACAGACUGACAGACAGACAGACAGACAGACAGACAGAUAGAUAGAUAGAUAGAUAGAUAGAUAGAUACGUAUGGGUGUUAGUAUGUGGAGGGUAUUUUAGGUAAAAGUGCAUGUGAUGUAUAUGUGAAUCUAUCUAUCUAUCUAUCUAUCUAUCUAUCUAUCUAUCUAUCUAUCUAUCUAUCUAUCUGUCUCUCUAUCUAUCUGUCUGUCUGUCUAUCUAUCUAUCUAUCUAUCUAUCUGUCUGUCUAUCUAUCUGUCUGUUUCUAGCUAUAUAGCCUCUGUAUGUCUGUAUCUCUAUCGACUGAUUUAUAUGUAUCAAUCCACACCAUUUGGCUAUAUACGUAUAAAUGUUUGUUUAUGUAGUAAGCAUGUACAUGCUUACAUACACACACAUAUAAACAAACACACACACACACACACACACAGACAUAUAUAUUAUAUAUAUAUAUAUAUAUAUAUAUAUAUAUAGAGAGAGAGAGAGAGAGAGAGAGAGAGAGAUGAUAGAUAUGUAUGAAUCUAGCGUAAAUUAAUCUAUCUGGCUAUCUGUCUGUCUGUCUAUUUAUCAUCUGUCUCCAUGUCUGUCUUCCUUCCCAUGUACCACAUACAGUGCUAUCUAACACUACAUUGGCAGAAUGUAAUAUUAUGUAAUAUUAUGUAAUAUAUAAACAGAGAUAUGCUGACUGCAAUCCCUGCUCCUUCUAAUCUCAGUGGAAAAUUAUUAGCAGACUAUAUAGAUCACUGCAUAUAAAGACAAAAUACAUAGCAUCAUGAGAAAGAAACAUUCUCACCAGUCAGACGAAGUGGCAAUGGAUUAAAAUACAAAAGACAGAAGACAGAAAGGCAUUGCACUGAAAGGCUCCAAACACAAAGCUUUUCACAAAGUUGAUGGGACAGCUAUUGAAUUACCUUGAUUUUGCUCGCGAGCUGUGUCUCCGGACUGGGCUGGUGAUAUAUACAGAAUUCUUUUAUCUGGACAUAUAUAUCCUCAUAUUACUUUACAACUUAUUAAGGUUCCCCCUUUUUCAUCAUAAAAAAGCUGAGUUCUAAAUGGAGGAAAUAGAUCUAUCUGUAUAGAUUUCUGUUUUUAAACCGAACUUGACGGUGUUUAUUGAACCAAGUCCUGAAGACACUCAGUCAAACCUCAAAAUGGAUGUUUGGAGACUGCAUUUGUCUGUCUGUCAAGGAUGGCGUGAAUGUGUCUGCUCCCUUCAGCCUCACAGCCUGUGAUGGGUAAAACAGAUCACUUUCAGUCCUUUGGAAAGUCCUUAGGACAAAGGGUGGUAUAGAUGCUAUUAGCAGGAUAUUAUAUUGAGGUGACUCUUUUCUCUCCCCACCCCAUUUACAAUUUGCAGUGCUUCCAGAGUAAACUCAUAAAACCUGCAUUUGGAAGAGAAUGAAAGGCCCCUUCUUGAGUGAGUUAGCUUUUUUAUUUCUCCAAGGCCUGAGACUUCAAAACUGUCUUUAGCCAGUUGUUGUUGGCUUUGUGUGUGUGUGUGUGUGUGUACGUGGGGAUUUAAAAAAAUAAAUAUAUAUAUAUUUAAAUUUUUUUUACUAUCAAGGAUGAGUUUCCUCAUCUCUGAUUUGCUCACUGUGCCUUUUUGCACUUUUUUAAUUUAUUUUUUUAUUUUUAGAAAUUUAUGGUAGGAUUGCCCUUCUCCUUCUCAGAGUCCAAUAGAAAUAUCUAUAUCAUAGACUGGUAUAGAAACAGGAAAAUAAAAGCCUCCUUGGGUGUUAUUUAUAGGGCAAGACAUUGGACAAGCAUCCCUUUUCAAACAUGGUAGCAGGAUUUGGAUCUACUUGUGUGCAUGCAUCAUCCAAGGAUCCAAAUAUACAGCAAAAUUACCAGGAAACCCCAGCUGGGAUUUUAGGAGUCUUCAUAUAUUUUUUUUUUCAGUGCAAUUGUUUUCAUGCACUAGAUGAGUCCUGUAGUGUGUAUGGCGGAUUUAAUAGGCACCACACUGCUAGGAUAAGACAACUUGCUAUCUGGAUCCUCGUUAAAGGCCUUAGGAGAAUAAUGCAUUAUUUGGUAUGCAAAACGAAAUGGGCUUUUUCCUUCCGAUGGCGAAUCUCCUGUAGAUCCCGAUGCAGCAAACAAGGUAAAGCAGUGACAUUUGAUUUUAUUCUUUGCUAUUCAGAGUGUAUAGUGAUUUAUAACUGUUUCUUGCGCAUUACAUGUCUGUAUAUCAGAAAAAAUACAUAUUUUGUUUUUUCUUACGUUGAACCUGGAAGGGAAUCAGUCAAUAUAUUGCUAUUGAUAUCAAGAUAGACUGUGCCAAAUAGUAAGUGAUAUUUAUCAGUUAUAUUGUGCGUGUUGAAUUGGCUGAUUAUUAUAUUUAAUUCAAUGUAAAAUGCAUUUUAAUAUUUUUGGCUAUUUGUAUCUGUAUAUUUUGAUGUCUACAUUUUAUGUGCUGUGUGUUUGUUCUGUUGUUUACAUGCAUAUACUGUGCUCAUUUAUGUGUGUUUUAUAAUGUAUUUAUGCUCUGGAAUGUAAGCUUUUUCUCCUCCUGUGCCAACUAUGUAAAAAUAAAUACAUAACAUGCUUCCAAUGGUAUUUUAAUAUUUGAUAUUUAGCCAGAUAACCUCUCCAGUCUACAUGUGUGGAGUGGUGUGCUCUCUGUCUGCUGCAGCAAGGGAAACAUAGGUGAAAAUAGAACACUGAAUAUAUUUUGCAUAAAAUAAAUUAACUUGUCAAAUUAAGCAUUAGGAUUGAGUGAGAGUACUUGUCAACGGGAGAUUAUCAUGGAUGCUGGAGCCAAAUUGUUCAAAUAAAGUAGAGAUACUAAGAUAGUGUUUACUGGAUUGAGUGAUGUUUUGUAAGCAGCUUUGUUAGUUAUUGUUCCAUUGCAGAUACCACUAGAACAUACCUCAAAUAAUGCAUGGAGCAGCAGUGAGCUGGCUGUUGUCUUGUUAAUAAAGAGUUAAAUUUCUGGAGAAUACCCCAAUAUUUGCUCUGUGAAGGUGUUAUUAAGGUUGAUGUACAACAUGUAUGGCUCCUGGUAUCACUGUAACUACAUGAAACGUAUGAAAUGUGCCUGUAGAUUUGUUGUUUUUUCUUCUUCAUGUGAUUGCAGUCUAUUUCAUUGUUAUUUCUAUAACGUGAGCAUGCUUUUCUCUGUGGGAAUGUAAAUCUCGAAUUGCUCUUUGUAUUAAGAAUUAUAUAUGCAUACAUGCACAUUGAACGUUCUAUGAAGAAUCUAAAAGCAGACAUGUCUAUGGAGAGAUGGUGGUGGGAUUAUAUACACGUAUCACACCAGAGUAAAUGUCAUUUGUCGUUUUUAUUGAAAUUUUACUGAAAACGCCAUUAUAUACAGAGUCUUCAGCCCCCAGUCUACACACAAAAACGAUGUGCCUAAGACACUUCCAUUAUUUUUUUUAUCUGUUAUUAUUUUUGUUACCCAUAGAAGGUGUUAUAAAGCAACUUGUUUAUUAUUUUAUAUCCAUAGAUUUGUACUGAGUCUGGUAGGCAUUUACACUCAUGUUAUUUGCCUUAAAUAUAUUUGUAUCAGGGUUUCCCAGCUUUGGUAAAUGUGAAGGAAUUUGUUAUACUCAACACAAUGAAUUUAUUGACAGCAACACAUGCAGACAGCGGUGACAUUACACUUUGUUCUUCUUUGGGAAUAAUUCUCAGGGAAGGAAAGAAGCCCUUCUAUAGUUGUAUUUUCCUUUUUCUCCCUAUGUAGACAUGAAUGGGGAAACUUUGCAGUAACUUUUGCUUUUUACAGUGGAAAUCCAACUCUGCAGUUUUGUUUAAUGAACGACAAGUUUAUGAACAAUCGAAUGAUCCUCGUAAAUUUUUUAUUGAAGAACAUAAAAACAUCCAACCCUCAGCAGACGAACACAGACAUUCACUGAAAGAUGGGAGUAGCUUAAAACUAUUAUUCUGUGUAAAUGUGUCUCCUGAAUUAUUUUUUUUCUCUCCUGAUUUUUUUUUUUUUUUUUUAAACUCCAGUGGCUUUCACGUGCUGGCUUUUCACUACCUGCUGAUUUGUAAAGAAAAAACAUAUAUAUACCAACUGGUAAACUGUGCAUGCAGACUGGCAAUAAACAGACAGGCAGUUCUAAAAAAAAAAUCAUACCAGCUAAAAGAUGAUACAAGUCAAAUGGCUACUUUUAAGAUUCUAGAAUUCUUUGUGUGUGUGUGUGUGUGUAUUUAUAGAAUACAAGCCCUAUUCUCCAUGGCAAGUAGCACAUUUUUGGCUAAGUGAUUAUAAACGAAAAAGAGAAAUCAUAAUGCAUUUCUAAUGAAAAGCUAUGUCCUAUGCUGUGCAAUAUAUCCAGGCUAGCAUACUGCCAGCAAUAGGGAGACGAGACAGAGACAGAUUGCGUCAAGAAAUAGUCCCUCUCCUGAUUCCCACGUCCUCUCGUGCUCCAGCAUUGCUCAAAUGUAUCCACUGCCCCAUUUUUCUUUUCAGAACACAAGAAAUAUUUCAGGGUUUAAUGUGGUCCAUGAGGUGGCCCCUUUGAAUUUCACAUAAUUUCUUCCAUUUUAUAGAAACCAGAGCCUCUCUCUCUCUUGCUUCUAUUAAAAGGAGAGGAGGAAAAAGGGGGGAGACUUGCGCAUUGAUCUACACUGUAUUUUUUUUUUUUUUUUUUUUGGUAAAUACUAUCACGUGGGGAGCCAGAGCCAAUGACGAGCCUGGAAGGCUGAAAAAAUAAUUACCUGCCCUGAUUGUUCUAUGAGCAGAUAAAAAGUACACAUACAGUUCAUACAAUAAUCUUAUGAAUGUAAAAGAAGGGGGAACAAUGUCUGCUUCUGGUCCCAUCAGCAACUACUAUGUGGACUCUCUGAUCAGCCAUGAGAGUGAAGACCUCUUGGCUUCUAGGUUCCCCACCACUGGGGCUCACCCAGCCACUGCAAGACCCACAGGAUUAGUCCCGGACUGUGGAGAUUUUCCUUCCUGCAGUUUUGCCCCUAAACCUGCAGUUUUUACCACCUCUUGGGGUCCUGUGCACUCCCAAUCCUCAGUGGUCUACCACCCCUACAGCCACCACCAGGCUCACUUGGGGGCAGAUGCAAGAUAUAUGCGCACUUGGUUGGAGCCCAUCUCAGGGACGGUCUCAUUCCCAGGAUUCCCAGCCAGCAGCAGGCACUAUGGACUCAAGCCUGACACCUUCCCCAGCAGAAGGGAUUGUGGCCCCAGCGAUGGCCGCAGCUACCCGGAUUAUAUGUAUGGAUCUCCUGGGGACCUGAGGGACAGGCCACCCCUGCACACCAUCCCUUCUCCGGAGUCAGAGGCUCUCCUUUCUAGCAAACACAAAGAGGACAAGACGGAAUUGGACCCCAGUAAGUUAGAGUCAUUCUUGUUUACAACCGGAGAGGGGGAGGAGGAAUGCAAUAACCUCCAUAAAAUCAAAUUGCCUGCUUAGCAGGGCCCAGCCCUAAAACACACUGCCUGCAGGAGGACUAAAAGACAAUUAUUAUUAUUUAAAUAUAUGUAUAUAUAUAUAUAUAUAUCUAUUAAAUAAACAAUCCAGGCAGGCUGCAUGGCUGGGCAGGGGAUGCAUGUAUUAGACCAGGCAGUAUGGGUGCAAAAGCAGGGACCAGCCAUGUUCAUAUGUUUAAUGUGACAUGCAGACCCCACAGCUCAGUGUCACUUUCAUUCUGACAAUAUACUCAGCAUUGCAGCUAAAUGUCUGCAGGGACUGAGACAGAAAGUGCUGCUACAGCUGUGGCAGGGAGGACCCAUUUUGUUACUUACUAUAUUCAGAUUAAUUUUUUAUUUCAUUAUAUUCAAGGCAAUAUGAUCAGAUAGCAGUGUGUAUAGGAAAGGCUAACAGACCAGCCCCAUCAAGGCAGAUAGCUGAAUGUCCACGUAGGACAGGAACAUGAAGCGACAACUGGGCGUUUAAAUUGAAAUGUUUGUUACAGUCCUGGUUUUAUUGCAUUGACCAGAGCAGAUCAGAUUCACACACAGCGACAGGAAGUUCUUAAACAGCCCUCUUUAUUGUGGUAGCAUCUUGAAUUCACUUAAUAUUAAACAGGAGUUAAAAUUUAAUGGGCAUCUUUUAAACUGGUAUACAAGCAGACUGCAAAUAUAAAGGUUAAUGUAGCAGUCAAGACACCUGGCAGCUUAAUAUUUUAUGACUAUUCUCAUAAACAAUAAUCCCCAAAUUAUACAGGGGUAGAUCAUUGCUGUAUAAUUACAUUUAAUAAAACAUACUUACAUAUAUACAUAGACUAAUAGAUUUAUGACAUUGCUUGAAAAUAAAACACGGUGUAUUUUUUUCUUUUAUAUGUAUAUUUUCUCAUAGAAAAGAGGACAUUUAUAGGUUUUGCCCUUGUAAACACACCAAUUAUCAAAGUCUAUUGUGUGUUUCUAUGAAGCCGUGUAAUAAAAUAAUAAAGGGGCAAUCAAAUGUCUUUUAGGUUCAGUUUGGUCAAAAAGCUUCAGGUUAUCUGGGCAUAAGUAUCAUGAAAGUAAAAAAAAUAAAAACCUUUAGAGAAUUUAACAGCAGGAAAAUUAAGGGCAUACUAGGUUAAACUAUAUUUAAGGAAAUUGCACUUGCUAAAACCUUUAUGGCCUUGUGAAAACACAGUGUACUUUUUAAUGACUGUCUUUAAACAUAUCACUAGGGUGACCUAGAGUAAUAUACCCUAAUAUUCCCUCAACACCUCAAUUUAAGACUAUAAUAAAAAAAAAAUACAGGCCUUUAUAACAGGCAAUAAUAAUAUUCCCCCAAAAAUGUGUUUUUGUAAUUAUUUGAUUAUUUCUAUUUGUAUAAAUUGAAUUCCUACCCUUAACGAUAGGUGUGUAAUAUAUACUGUUCUAUCGACCUACAUGAGGAAAACAAUGUAAUAUCAGAAAUGUAUGCUUGUUUUCAUUCUCUAUGUGAUAUUAACGUUGAUUUUCUCUGCUCUGUGCUUGCUUUAGAUAACCCAGUGGCAAAUUGGAUCCAUGCACGGUCAACCAGGAAGAAAAGGUGCCCUUAUACAAAAUAUCAGACUCUAGAACUUGAAAAGGAAUUUUUAUUUAACAUGUAUCUAACGAGAGACCGGCGGUAUGAAGUGGCCAGAGUGCUAAAUCUCACCGAACGCCAAGUUAAAAUCUGGUUUCAAAACAGAAGGAUGAAAAUGAAGAAAAUGAACAAAGAAAAAACCGACAAAGAACAGCCCUAG